AUCACACCCGUUUUUAAACCAUGUAGCGUUUUUUACGACAAUCGUUUUUUAAGCAAUCGAGCUAACAGCCGAGCCUGCUUCCAGAAUGGCUGACACAUCCCCAAAAAAGGAGCACGACUGGACGUCUGAAGUUGUCAUAAGACAAGCUCAAAUGAGCGAUGUUACUGGGAUCUUCAACCUCAUGAAGGAGGUCCAAUGGAAUUUCAGUAAAGACACCAUCGCCACUUUGCUAAAAAUCGUUGAAGAAGGCGGAGAGUUCAUAGUUGCAGACUUGAACGGGCUGGUUAUUGGUGCUCGUGUCGUCUUCAUACUAGACCACGAGACUGCGUCUGUUGGAUUUUUCGCUGUAAAACCUGAAUAUCGAGGAAAGACUGUUGCCAAGCAAAUAGCAGCCCGUGUCCAGAGCAUUAUAGGGGAACGGAACCUUAUACUGUGGUCAUUGCCACCACGGAUAGCACCAAAUAUGAAAGUUGGGAUGCAGCUGAGCAAUGGAAGUUACUGUCGUUUAUUCUACUGCCGAGGAAAACUGGACCUUACAACACUUUCCCCAGAACAAACAGCAGGUACGUUGUAG
This is a messenger RNA of Lingula anatina, 574 nucleotides long. RefSeq lists its product as uncharacterized. The record is from RefSeq and is a predicted model, not a curated record. NCBI's taxonomy places the organism in Eukaryota, Metazoa, Brachiopoda, Lingulata, Lingulida, Lingulidae. Gene Ontology annotation, molecular function: acyltransferase activity, transferring groups other than amino-acyl groups.